This is a messenger RNA of Aphidius gifuensis, 1548 nucleotides long. RefSeq lists its product as uncharacterized. NCBI's taxonomy places the organism in Eukaryota, Metazoa, Arthropoda, Insecta, Hymenoptera, Braconidae. The record is from RefSeq and is a predicted model, not a curated record. Bases 143 to 1051 code for a protein of 302 amino acids. The transcript is spliced from 6 exons.
AAUUAUACUUAAAUUAAUCUAAAUUCAAGUCGUAUCAUUUACAAUAACCCAAAAUUCAUGUAAUCAUUUAAUAUUAAUAAAUUCAAAAAAAAAAAAAUAAAAAAAAAUAUAUAAAAAAAUAAUAAAAACUUAGAUAAAAAAAAUGACAAAUUUUAAAUUAUCAUCAGACAAAAUUAAUGAAAAAAAAAUGAAUUUUAAAAUGAAAAAAUUACAAAAAAAAAUUGUCGAAAAUCAAAAUUUAUUUUCAUCUUCUGUUGAUCCAUAUGACAGACCACUGAAAUGGUGGGAGAAAGAAUUUAUAAAAUAUUCCUUCAGUAAUCCACCAGUUAGAUCACGUCUGGAAAUGUUGAUGGGAAGCAAUGUUGUACGUUUAACGGAUAGAAGAUAUAUGUUAAGGUUGAUGGAAAAAAUAAAUCAGGAUUAUGAAAAGAAUCAACAGUGUCGAAUUGAAGAGAGAAAGAAAAACGAACUUAUGAGAACAAAAAUGAUGAUAGUAAAUCGACUGAUACCAGUUCAAGAGGCACCAAUUGAAAUAAAAAAAUAUCCACUUUUUCAAUUAUAUCUUUAUUGUGACUCAAUUAUUCGAGAAAAACGAAAAAAGAGAUCAACAAAACAAAUUAAAAUUGCACAAUCACUUUAUCGAUUGCUAUAUCCAGUUAAAGUAGAAGAGGAAACAAAAAAUCAAGAAAAAUAUGCUUACAUGAAGCGAGUUCAUAUUGAUGGUGUUCCAGAACUUAUUCCAUUAACAUCAGAGGAAGUUGCAGCAAUUGAACUUGAAAAUGAGGCAACAAAAGAUAUUGAAAAUGGAUAUAUGUUACCUCAAGAAGAAUACGAUAGACUACACUAUGAAACAAAUGAAAUUAAAGAAUUUCGUGAUGCACAGAAUGUCGAGGACAUGUAUGCGAGAGCUCACGAGAUCCUUGGAAUAUUAUACUCAUAUAUUGAUGAUGGUCGAUAUAAAAAACCUGGUCAUCCAGAAAAAAUAAUAAAAUCUGAGUCAGAUAUCGAGAAAAAUGAAGAGAUAAUAGAAGAUACAGAUGGAAAAAUAUAAAUAGAUAAUUUACUGGAUAAGUUUGUUACCGAUAUUUUUAAGAUGUACCAUUUGAAGUUAGUACGAUAACUGAGCUUUUAUAACGAAUUCAUUUCUUCAAACCCAAAAAAAUAAUACGAUUCAAUUAAUGAAAGAUCAAAUACUUUAUGAAAAAUUUAAAUAAUACAAAUUUGGAAAAAGUUUGUUGAAGUUAUAUCAGAUGAAAUAUGUUGCAUUAGUUAACUCAAUAUAUUUUUUCAGUUUGAGGGAAACUUUUUUGAAAGUUUUCAUGUAACAAAGACGAUGCUUUUAAUUGAUGUAUUUUAAUAUUUAAUUUUUUUUUUUACACCUUGUAACAUUAUCGUUGAAAAAAAGUAAAAUAAAAAUUUUUAUACAUAUUUUUCCAUGUAUAGACAUGUUAAAUCAAAAGCUUAUCUUUUUGUCGUUAAAAAUACUGACAUUGAAGUAUGUAAAUAAUAAUUAUAAAAAGGUAAAUUAAAUUUUUCGGUUCUUGUUGA